This is a messenger RNA of Homarus americanus (American lobster), 9272 nucleotides long. Its product is annotated as roundabout homolog 1-like. NCBI's taxonomy places the organism in Eukaryota, Metazoa, Arthropoda, Malacostraca, Decapoda, Nephropidae. The transcript is spliced from 15 exons. Gene Ontology annotation, molecular function: protein binding. The coding region runs from base 470 to 4354 and encodes 1294 amino acids. The record is from RefSeq and is a predicted model, not a curated record.
GGGUCGAGUCCCGCGGAUCACCGAACACCCGACCAACUGGACCGUCCCGAGGAACGACCCCGUCACGCUCAACUGCGACGCCGAGGGCAGACCCAAUCCUAAAAUCACCUGGUAUAAAGACGGCGCCCCUGUCAAGCCCUCGCCCCACCGGUUCAUCCUACCCACGGGCUCGCUCUUCUUCCUGAGGGUCUCCCAGAGCAAGAAGGAGAACGAUGCCGGGGUGUACUGGUGCGUGGCGAGCAAUAGGCUGGGCAGCGUCAAGUCUGCCAACGCCUCCCUACAGAUUGCUUUUCUCCGUGACGACUUCAGAACGUCACCGACGGGGGCGCGGGUGGUGGCGGGGGAGAGGGCGGUGUUGGAGUGCUCGCCACCCAAAGGUCACCCAGAGCCUCUUGUCUCCUGGACCAAGGACGGCCACACUCUGGCCCUAGACGACAGGGUGUACGUGAAGGAGGGCGGUGGACUGGUCAUGACAGAGACGCUACAGACAGAUGAAGGCAGCUACGUCUGCGUCGCCUCCAACCUCGUGGGCACCAGGACCUCGGCGGCUGCUAUUCUGGCCGUCCAGGUCCGACCAUUCUUCGUGCGCCUCCCGAGUGACGUGACGAGUGUGACGGGGGGAGAGGCGACGCUCCGAUGCCGUGUAGGAGGGUCGCCACGCCCCCACGUCCUCUGGAGACGCCACGACGGACGCAUGCAAGUAGGACGCGCGCGCCUGGAUGAUGACUCAUCCCUCAGGAUCAGCGACCUCACCGUGGAGGAUGCUGGCGUGUAUAUCUGCCAGGCCGAGAACGCCGUAGCCACCGUCGUCGCCAACGCCACCCUCACUGUCUAUGAUCCGCCACAGCUGGUGUCAGGACCAGUGGACACCUCCGUCAUCCUCAACACCACUGUACGUCUCCCCUGUUACGGGAGGGGCACGCCCCUGCCCACGCCCGUCUGGACCCACUCUUCCCUGCCACAGCAGCCUCUGGGCGCGGGGUGGGCGGGGGAGGACGCCCAUGUGGAUGAGGACGGGACACUGGUGGUGACGCCCGUAAGGCAGGCCCAGGGCGGCUCGUGGACCUGCUCCUUGGUGAGUGAGGCGGGCGCCGCCCACGCCCACGCCUGGCUCACUUUGGUCGCCCGCCGUCAUGCCCCACCACCCAUCAUCAGCGUCCCCCCUGCCAACCAGACACUGCCCGCCCGCACCCACGCCAUCCUCCACUGUCGAGCAAAAGGUCCUCCCACGCCCACUCUCACCUGGUACCGGGGGGCGGCGCCCGUCAGGUCAAUCAGUAACAGAAUCUCCAUCAGCAAGGCCGGCGACCUCACCAUCACCAGUCUGCACGAGACUGACAGUGGUCGCUACACCUGCGUGGCCGAUUCGUGGUCGGGGUCGUCGCAGAGGUCAGCGUCGCUGCUGGUGGUAGGUGGGGACGACCCUCAAGCUGCCCGCAGCUUCCGCCGGGCCCCCUCGCCCUCCGCCCUUCCAGCCCCACCCACACGCCCACGCAUCAGCGAUCUCACCAACGCCUCCGUGACGUUGGUGUGGGCGCCGCCACACACCAAUGGGGAGGCACCCCUACUGGGUUACACCCUGGAGUCUUACACAUCCACAGGGGAACACCGAGGGGGUCAGUGGCGGUUGGUGGCGAGAGGAUUAGCCCGCCCCCGCUAUACUGCCCCCCUGGAGGCUGGCCGUCCACAAGUGUUCGUGGUGCGGGCAGAGAACUCGCUGGGGGAGUCACCGCCCUCGCCCUGGUCGCAGGUGGUGAUAGUUGGUGUGGGCGGGGAGGUGGGUGAAGGAGGAGCAAUACACACCCGGGUGGAAACGCCACCUUCCCUGGUGGGUCGUCGUCUCAAUCUCACCGCCCUCAACACCCUCACCUCCUCCUCCAUGAAGGUCACCUGGCAGGUGACUGGUUCUGGCACACGCGUCGAAGGUGUAUACGUCCAUAUGCGACCUCGACGCUCUCUACACGCCCUUCACCUCGCCCCUCAAGUCGAGUCACCUCCCCAUUCCUCUUCCUCAUCCUUUUCCUCCACUUCCUCUUCCUCGGGAGACUACAUUGCCUGGGACACAGUGACGGUGAUGAACGCAGGGGCCUCCAGCUACGUGUUGACCAGCCUGACGCCUAACACGGAGUACGAGGUAUUCCUGGUGCCCUUCGUCAGGACGGAGGAAGGGCUGCCCACCGAGCUCAGGGUCAACACCACCCUCCCUGACGCACCAGCUGGACCGCCGCAGGAGGUUUCCGUUCACCUGGUCAACCUCACCCACGCCUCCCUCACCUGGCGACCACCUGACGCAGACCUCCAGCACGGCUUCAUCACCGGCUACCAGAUCCUAGCGUUCGUCAAUGGAAGUUCCAUCUUCCUCAACAAGACUGUCAAUUCCUCUACUUUCACCUACCAGUUGGCACCCCUCAUCCCAGGUCACAUCUACUCCGUCAGUCUAUCAGCGCAUUCCAAGAUGGGGGAGGGACCAUCCUCUCAACCAAUCAGGCUACAGACAGACCCAGCCUUGCUCAACCCACUAGCCAAUCGCCACGCAGGGUCAGAGGGCGUGGUGCGAGAGGCAUGGUUCAUCGUGCUGGUGGGAGGGGCCAUGUUCUUCCUCUUGAUGGUGUUCGUGGUUCUCCUCUACAUCAGGAGGUUCCACAACAAGGCCUCCAAGCUACCCACACUCAACGUUGUGAAUGCCGUCCCCGACUUGGAUGUUGGCGACAGAACACACCCGGAUUCACAACCUCGGGCCAUGUUGCUUUACGGGGAUUGUUCAGUGACCAAGACGAGCAACUUGGCCAACUUCUAUGGUGGAGAGAACCUGUGGCCCGAGUCUGGCUGGAAACCCUCCGACGGGGACAAACCCGAAGCCAAGGUAGUGAACGGUCGGGGGGCGCAGAACCGCAACCUCCUGGCCUCCCUAGCACCUGAAUACGCUGAGAUCGACUCCCUGGGCACCUUCACCGCCGGUAAGAAGGGCGAGAUGGACGUGAGCGCCGAGGCCUACGCUUCUGCAUCCAUCUUGGCGGCUUGUAACAACAGGAAGAAUAAGCAGGUGUCCGAGAAGUUCCUGUCGCUGCCGCAGUGUGUGCCGCUGUUGAAGGGCUCUCACCAUCAUCUCCAUCACCUGCAGGGACAGUCGCAGAAGCAGCAGCAGCAGCAGCAACAGCAGCAGCAGCAGCAGGACGAGUACAGUUGCAGACUCUCCAAGGACAUGCUCAACAACACCGACAACGAAGAUAAGUCAGUCACGGAGUCUAAGCGUCCAUUCUUCAUCGAGACGUCGUCACCAACGCUGCUAGGGUCGUCGAGCCUGUCGUUCACCAGCACGGGUGGCCCCAGGCUGACGUCCACCACCCUGAGUGGCCACCACCUGGCACGCCACACACCUAGCAAGGGCGGCGCUUCCCCCUACAGUGUCAACCCCUUCACCUCCCAGCCUCACCUUCUCCAUAAGGGUAUAGCGUUGACCCUGCGUGAUCUGGUGCCUCCCCCGCCCCCACAUCCACCGCCAGGCUCACACAGACACAGGGAAUUCUCCAGGACUAACACCCUUGAGGAGUUGCCCUACGCCUGCUACUCCUCCACACGGGUUGCUUCACCUCGGCCCUCCCGCACAGCCAGCCUGGAAGGGGGCGGCUCCCCCUACGGAGGAUCCACCAACACCUACCAGAGCAUCGACGGUCUGACUGACGCCCUUCGCCGGGACGAUGACCGCUGUUGCUCCCAUUCCUGUAGUCAUGGACAGUGUCACUCCCACCACAGCCACGGCCACGGACACUCCCAUGGCCGCUGCAGCACCUGUGGCUCCCGGAACUCGUCGGCGUCUGCUUGUCGUCGCAACAGUGGCCGCACCAGCCGCUGUGGACACGUACGGUCGGGCAGGACCUCGGGAGGAUCGCUACACUCCCUGGCACGACCUUGCUGCCAUGACCCCAACCGUAUCUCUCCCUAUGAGUCCACGGCACCCGCAAUCCCUUCCCACGCUUAUAGACCCAACUUCUACGGCUGGGCUUCUCCCCCAGGCUCUCCGGGGGUGGACGAUGGCAGGAUGGGGCCGCGACGGCAAGUGUCCCUCGAAAGUGAUGCUCUUCUGAGGUCCGACCAGACACAGGUGUAUGCUCCUGGGGGCUCAAUCCGCUCUGACGGCGAGUACUGGUGUAGUCGUGACGCCGCUAGCGUCUACGGGGGCUCAACGCGCUCUGCCGGUGGGGAGACAGGCGGAGGGUCGAGGGCGGGGCCACCGGGAACGUCCCCGGACUCCAGUGCCGUGGAGGGCGUCCCUAGUGACGCCAUAUCCUGCGGCUCCUGCGAGGAAACCGACGCGUCCUUUUACGCUGCAUGCGACAAGCAGACCAAAUUAUAAAUCCAUGUGCUCCUUGAAGCCAGGCUCAGUGCCGGGAACCGUGCCGGGCUGGAGCUGUGUUAUGCCAGUGUAGCGGACGAGGCAUCUAAGAACUCCAGUGUCAGUGAUGAAAACCCCUUAGUGUGUAGCUUUAAGAGUGGUGACACCCGGAAGGGACAAGACGCUGUCUGGCGUGACUCGGGUGAUUUGUGAACAUUGCACUGCCAGUUGCCAAAGCUGAGGUAAUAUAAUUACCCAGAACUGUGCCAUAGAAACUCUAUACGGGCAGCGCUGGAAAGGAUGCGUGACCACAAGGUGAGAAGGACGGCGAUGUUAUUACCUGAAGGACUCUCAGGUGGGCCUCACCUGGCCUGGGCUGGACGAGAGGCACACCUGGACCACAGGAAGAAGCUCAUUAUCGCCGGCCUCGUCACAAUACUCUUAGGGUAGGUGUGUCUGUAGUGGGCAAAAGAGGAUGUAAUCUCCUCUCCCCAGCCGAGCUUUAUCUCCCGCUUGUUAAGAAGGAAAAUGGAAAACUCUGAGGUAUACCAUGAUCUUCCUCGGAUGGAGGGAUGACGAUGUGCUCUCAACUUGUUAUGGAGCGGCGGCUUUAUGCUGUCAGCUGUUGAAUUAUGAGAGGAAAUUUUAAUCCAGUGGAAGCAACCCUCUGCACGCUGAGCCACGGAGGAAACUUCGUUGUCCACAGUAAAAAUUAUUGAGCUGUACCACCAGACGUGACCAUUGUCGUGAGCUUACGACACAGCAACUUCUUUGUGUUAUGCUUUAACGUUCGUAUAGUGAUUUACUUACCGCAUACGGUAAUAUCAUGAAUUUAUAUGGCAAAAGAAAAUAAAGUGAAUAAUAUUGAUAUUAUAAUUGUCCUGCCAUUCAUCAGAAAAUAGGAAUGCUCAUUAUGCCGUCACAACACCGAAAAGGCUUGCUGUGUCGUUAGCUCACAGCUUGCUGAAGGUUAGUAAACUCUCCCGAGGGUGACGCAGCAGCAGGUGUAGCGAGGGGCCCAACAGCUAAGUAAUUACGAAGCCCCACAGGUGACUAUGCAAAUAACCGGAACAGGGUGUUGAGUUGCUGCUGAGCCCAACUCUUGUCUUGUCUUACACUCAACAUAACACAAAAACUACACUUUUGAUGGUAUAUGUGUUUACCAUAUAGAAAGAGCAUUAUUUUUCCUAUACGUAAAGUUUGAUGGACGCCAGGUGAAUGCAUAAUGAUACAGAUAAAUGUUUUUAACAUUUUGACUGAUAUAUGUUGGGGGAAAAUGCACUCAAACCGCUCAAAACAUUCGGGGCUGAUGUUAAACAUUGCUAUGGUGACUUAAACGUUCUUCUGGGGAUGUUUACCUAAAAGAUGGUGUAUGUUAGAAAUUUUAUGUAGAACUAAAGUGAUAUACAACUAGAGGUUUUGUAAUAAGAGUGUAAUCGUCCAAAAGUGUGUUUUUUGUGUGAGUAUCGACGACAGGCAUUAAAAGGGCUCAGUCGGCACCUCCAUACAGAAUGUUUGAAUCAACUCACGCACUGUGUACAUAACUCUUAUUGUGGAUUUGGUUCUAGGAGUUCUGUUACUGCAUGGAUGGAGGUAACUAGAUGUAUUUUGCAAACAAGAUCUUGUGAAAGACUAAAUAUUUUCUCUAUUGGCCAGUUUGUACAUAGUGACUAGUGAUAUAAGGUAUGGAAGCUUACCCACUAUGCGAAUUUUGGGGAUAUGGUAGAUGGCAGACGUCUUCAGCUGGGGUAUAUGGCACUUGACUCGGUCUGUAAUAAUUAGGGUACUCGAAUGAUCAAACUAGGAUGUAGAAAUCUUUUGAUAUUACAGAAUAUAAUUUGAAAAUAAAGCAUUUCUAGUCAUUUGCCGUUGAUAAAGUAUAAUUGAUUAUAAAACUAAUGUUGUUAAGAGCUAGGAAUACCUAAAUCGUAAGCUUGUUUUUAUACAGACUUGUGAAUGUGUUCGUGCGACUCACUAGAGUUCUUGUAAUUCACGUAUACAUAGUAUAUCGAAAAUGUUGCAAAAAUGUCAAUUAUAUGCUCUAAUGCAGGUGUAAAUAUGGGCCAAAAGUCUUUUGUAAACUUGUCAUGUCCUCAACACUGCGUUACAGGGUGUCUAAAAAAGAUUUUCGUUGUUGGCAACCGGAAAUAAUUUUUUCUAGAAAUUCUGUGUACAAAACAAUCCCUCUUAGGUACUUAAUGUGUAAACGUGAUAUGAUAACAGCAGAAAAAACUCGUUUAUUUUGGAACAUUGAGCCGAAUGUAUGAGGUCAAAAACAAUUUCAUACUCCGUGUCUAAAGUUAAACUUGAUCAAAGUCCAACGAUGAUGUCAGUUGUAAGACAUCUUCACGUCUUUUGACUGGGAGUAUGUGGCAGAAACUUUGUCAUAAACAGACGGUUAAGCACGUCUCAUGUUUAUAACCAACAGGCCUAUUACAACCACUUCUGAUCAUGUCAUACACCCGUGGCCAGUUGACAAAUCCAGCCACACCCGUCGACGAAUGUAUGUCAUGUCAUGUCAUGUCAUGUCAGGUCAGGUCAGGUCAGGUCAAGUCAGGUCAGGUCACAUACCAGCAGCAAAUGUGAGGAUUGUGAUGUGUAAAUGAGAGUCAGUUUCUCUGCGUCAGUGUCACAGUGAAGUGAGUGACUCCUGCCUGAGAUCCAGUCAGGAUGUAAAACAGAUUGGAUUUUUUUCUAAUGACGAUUUCUUUCUUUAUGGCAGCGAGAGGAUGAAUUAUUAUGAUGUAACUAGUGUGGGAAGGAAGCCGAUCAUUAUUUUUAUCAAUAAUUAUAAACGUGAAUUAUAUAUAAACCGUAUUUAUUUUGGUAGAUGAAUGAUUAAGGAGCGAAAAAAAAAAAUACCGUUUCGUUAUAUAUUUAUGGUGUGAAAAUAUUCCACAACUCCAAAACAAGUGUCCGAACGCUGUGAAAAAUGUGACUCCCCCUUGACUUGGACUUUGGCAUCAAUAACAUACAAACACCAACAGGAUUUUUGUUUCCCCUAUGGACGAAUUUUUUUUUUUACUUUGCUGUUAUCACAUUUGUUCUUCGUUGCUUCUCUCCCUCGUUACCCUCUCCCCCUUUACCACCACCUGUUUGUUAUUAUGAAUUUCCCGCAGGUGCUCGUUACCCAAAGGUAGUUGGGGUCAAACGAGCCUGCCGCCAGACCUAUCACUUGCUCACACAGAUUCGAACACCACGUAGCUCCCUGACUCUCUCGUUGACAUUUUGUUUUUCUUACAAGUCAUUCAUCCCCGAUUAAGUGUGAAAAGAUGUUUGUAAUGUCUUCCUAUACGCCUCUCUCUCUCUCUCUCUCUCUCUCUCUCUCUCUCUCUCUCUCUCUUACCCUCCAUCCCGACAACUUCUUUCAUCGCCCUUCCCCUUUCCAAUUCUCCUUUUCCUACUGCUCCCCAAAUUAUUUCCCUUCACUCUAUACGACUUUUCCGCUAUCGUUCUCUUUCAAUUUCCCCUUUUUUUUUUCUUUUUAUUCCUCUUUCUUUUUUUUCUGGCCAUCUACUUCUCACUUGUGUUUAUCCAAUGAGAUAAUCCACAUGCAGAGAGAAGAGAGAGAGAGAGAAGAGAGAGAAUGAUUACCAUCUUUACCUCCACCUGUUGAAGCCUUCCUCCGCCACCUGACCAGAUGAUGAAUGACUCCCUCCCACAGGACCCAAAAAAAAAAAUAAAUAAAUAAAAAACCCUUCCCAGAAUCCCUUUCCACCAUUAAGGCAAGAUGUGAAUAACUUUUCCCUUUCCAUUUCAUUCCAGUUCGUGUUUUCAGUAUUUUUGUUUUCAGAGUCAGAAGCUCGUGGACGUAGCGGUGUAAAUAAUGUAAAUAAAAGUAGUCUUACCCCACCCACCCCCCCCUUCCCUUGUCUACCACCUCCCCCCAUACUCCUCCACCAACCUACCUUUCCUUCCCCUAACCUCAUCUAUCCCCCCGCUUCCCACUACCCGUCCUCUCCUACCCUUCCCCUCCUUUGAUCCAACCCUCCCCGUCCCAUAUUCCCACCUCCCUCCUGGCUUCGACGUGUGGCAGUAGAUAUUGCUCCAUUGUUGGGUCGGUUCCUCCACCACCACCUCCCCCAGUAUGUCGAUAUUACCUCUCUUGUCAACAGUCCAGGACCCUGAUUCUCAAAGUUUCGUUCGUAGAUAAAAAAAAAAGACACCUCCCCCCUAACUGAAGAUAAGAUAACACAUCAAGGUCUAUCCAAUAGUGUGCCAGUGUGAUUUAUGCGCCAUUUUGGGCUGGUAACUUCGUGUGUGUGUAUGUGGAAGCUUCAGUAAGGUCAGUUAGACGCGCUCUCACAUAACCAGCUGGAAGGAAGGCCGGGGACAUUUUUUUUUAACUCUCGAAUCUCUGGGAAUCUGGAGCCAGAAUAGUGAACAACUAAACAGUGGGUGAAAUGUGGAUGUAAAUUUGGCGUGUGUGUUUUUUUUUCUGAACUAUGUCUCUAGAGAGGCGUUUUGUAUCUACCCUUUGUAUAUGUAGAAGAGCUUAGGAGACCCUCUCCCAAUAAAUAUACACGGGCGGGGUACGAGGUUUUCACCCUUAUGUCAGCCCUUCAUAGAGGUGUCUGGUGAUAGAUGAAAGACUUUAGAAAAUAUUUAACAGCAACAAUAAUAAUUAAUAAUGUUACCAAUUAAAUUUAUAUGGAAUGUAAAUAGAUACAUACACAGGAGAGGUAAGAAAUGACAUGAAAAUAAGACAGAAAAGAUCAAUGAAGAUAAAUGGUGUCAGGAGGAGAACGGAAUAGAACCCCACAAUAAGCAUGAUGUUGAAACGACAAAUAAAACGAGUCUUGGAGACGCCUGACAAAAGGGUGAGAGUCUGGUACACCGUCUUAAUAGCCUCAUUAGGUGAGGACCAGCUACGGUUUGUACGUCUAGAAUGGUGUUUUGUGAAGGACAGAUAGAUGUAAAUAUACUAUUGUUUACAGUA